AUCCUUUGGUUACGCUGAUGCUCUGGUGUAGCUUCCCAACGAUCCUGGAUCGGGCCAGAUUUCGAGUCAGCAAUUCCAUCCGUGUGUAGCCGGAUAGGAUAUCGAUCUUGGGCUUCAGAAGCGUUAAGUUUCCUUCUCAGCAUGCCUGCUCACUCAUCAACCACGGCGCAUCGAUGACAGUGGGAUUGGAUGGCGCCCAAGAAGGCACCUGCGGUCCGCUUCGUCGACUCGCAUCCUUUCCCAUCCAGCAAGCGAGAACAAGAACUUAUCCGUGCCGAAGCACGUUCUCAUGCUGCAACUGUAUCGCACCCAAAAUACAGAAAACAGGCUGCUGAGAAUCCAGACAAGGAAUCCAAUAUUGCAACUCUCGCUUCUCGUUCGGAGCGAUCUUCAAGUGAAGAAGCAAAACUCCCACCGAUACGUCCCAUUGACGCUCUACCUACUCAGGAAUCCUCUCAAGAAAGUGCUAAAUCCCGGCGAAAAUCCAACCAGCACAACCAACCCUUUCACAAGUAUCGCCUUCUUACUCACGGUUCCAGCGCAAAUUCCAGCAGAGAUGCCAAUGUUGGACGUAAGAGAAGGGAGGUUCAAGUCAAGCAAGACGAAAAGCAAUCACAGGUGGCUGUGCGGAGUACCAUUCCCAUCUUCAAGGGCAACACUGAUCCGUUCAAUGCUACGGUCAUACCAGUCAGUGCACUCGAGCACCUUUUACUUCAACAGGCUCGAGCACAAUCCAUGUUGAACACGUGGCCAUCCGAAAUAGCCUUGCGUCACAAUCAUGGUGUACUCACGGCCGAGUCUUUGAAGAAGAUGCCAGCUUUCAUCACAGACAAAGCUUCUAGUCAUGCAAUCAUCUCCCACGCCUAUUACAGCAGUGGCAGCAGGCAGAGAAACCGAGGCCAGCCAUAUGAGCAGACAUUGGUACGUGCAGAGAAACACAAAUUCCAGGCACUCAGAUCACUCCAGGAGUCUCUUGAGUCGCAGCAGCAGACUGGGGACACCGCGAAGCUGUGGAAGAUUUUUUCAUCUUGCUGCUGGCUUGGAGCAGCCGAGAUGCUCAGCGGCAACAUCCAUGCCGCAAUUGUUCAUUUGUCUGCGUCAAAGAAGAUCGUCGAUUCCUUAGGUGGCUGGUCAGUUAUCGGGCGCAUGGAGAAGGAAAUUCUGCUUGGUGCAGUGGUCAAUCUUGCUGCAGCCCUACGCUCUCGCCCUGUAAUGGAUAUUGGCGACUUCGACCCCGGACCAUGGAGUUCACACAUCUGGACCACCGACGUGGAAGAUUCGCCCGCUUUGCACGCGGACCUGAAAAUUGCGUUCCCCGAGACCGUUCCCUCUGCCUCGGCCAGUCCGACCGCCGUUUCCCCAACCCUAAAGGCGAUAUUUGCCGACAUAAGGGAGCUUUUAGCAAUUGAAGAGUUGAAAUUCAAAUAUGCGACCUCGAAAUCCUCGAGCGCGACGGAGAUUUUCCGUUGGUCUCAUGCUCGCAAAAUCGCAGUCCGAGCUCGUUCUCUCCAUUACUGGUGCGAUCUGAUUGAAGCAGCUAAGAAGGAUGGUAAGGAUAUGACCACGAUCUAUGCGCCAGGCACCCUGCCAUCGCCGGUCGCGUUUACUUUCGAGGUUGCCCUAUGCCUUGCCAUGCGCUGUUUUGAUCGGUGCAUCUUUGAGGAGCAUUAUCAACCGGGUGGCGUCUUUCGUGAGAGCAAGCGCUACCACACGGAAAUGACAGCUGUCAUGGAAGCUUUACGGCCGGCGGCAGAAGACUUUUCUCUUGGCCCCAGUGUACGCACUCGCGACGUGCUGUGGAUCUAUUCCGUUGGUGCGUACGUCGAAGAUGUCUUCAUGCGUCCAGAGCUCGAGAGAAAGGAAGAUCCGGUGCCAUCGCAGAGACGGUUUUUUAGCACCCGGUUCAGCUACUUGGUUGCAGCAAACCUGGAAUUUGGCAGCUUUGAAGACGUCACAACAUUCCUGAGGGAGAACUAUCUCUACUAUCCCCGGCUGCAAGAUGCCAGUUUGAGGAAACUCAUCGAAUUCUGAAAUAACAGGCCGCG
Cladophialophora immunda is the source of this 2045-nucleotide messenger RNA. RefSeq lists its product as uncharacterized. The transcript has a single exon. Lineage: Eukaryota; Fungi; Ascomycota; Eurotiomycetes; Chaetothyriales; Herpotrichiellaceae. Bases 190 to 2031 code for a protein of 613 amino acids. The record is from RefSeq and is a predicted model, not a curated record.